This is a messenger RNA of Tinamus guttatus (white-throated tinamou), 2051 nucleotides long. The record is from RefSeq and is a predicted model, not a curated record. Lineage: Eukaryota; Metazoa; Chordata; Aves; Tinamiformes; Tinamidae.
CUCCUGAUUUGUCUUUGCAGCUUGUAUGUUCAUUCGUCAGUGGCCCAGUGGAGGAAAUGUGUUCAUGCCAUUAAACUUAAAGAUUCUAUUCUCAGUAUUGUACAUGUAAAAGGAAUAGUAUUAGUUGCACUAGCUGAUGGAACACUAGCAAUAUUUCACAGAGGAGUUGAUGGCCAGUGGGAUUUGACAAACUAUCACCUCUUAGACCUGGGCCGGCCGCAUCAUUCUAUAAGAUGCAUGACAGUGGUACAUGACAAAGUCUGGUGUGGCUACAGGAACAAAAUCUACGUUGUUCAGCCAAAGGCCAUGAAAAUAGAGAAGUCAUUUGAUGCUCACCCAAGAAGAGAAAGUCAAGUGAGACAGCUGGCAUGGGUGGGUGAUGGGGUGUGGGUGUCUAUUCGUUUGGACUCUACGCUGCGUCUCUAUCACGCACACACGUAUCAACAUCUACAAGACGUGGACAUUGAACCUUAUGUAAGCAAAAUGCUAGGUACUGGUAAACUGGGAUUCUCGUUUGUGAGAAUCACAGCUCUUAUGGUGUCAUGUAAUCGUUUAUGGGUAGGAACAGGAAAUGGUGUCAUCAUCUCCAUUCCAUUAACAGAAACUGUAAUCCUCCACCAGGGACGUUUACUGAGGCUGAGGGCUAAUAAAGCAGCAGCAGGUUCUGGAAACCGUCCAGGAAGUGUAAUACGUGUAUAUGGAGAUGAAAACAGUGACAAAGUGACCCCUGGAACAUUCAUACCGUAUUGCUCAAUGGCACACGCACAGCUUUGCUUCCACGGGCACCGUGAUGCUGUCAAAUUCUUUGUCGCUGUACCUGGUCAGGUUGUUUCCCCGCAGAGUGGUGGUGGAUCGGAGUUAGCAGGUGAUAAACCAGCCCAAGAGUCCUUAAACCAGAGUCCCUUAAAAUCAAUGUUGGUGAUAAGUGGUGGAGAGGGAUAUAUUGACUUCAGAAUGGGUGAUGAAGGCGGAGAAUCUGAACUCCUUGGAGAAGCUCUACAACUUGAACCUUCUGUAGCCAAAGCUGAGAGGAGUCACUUGAUAGUGUGGCAAGUAAUGUAUGGCACUGAGUGAGCCUGUAGGAUGCAGCUGGAGACCUUAGGGGAGGGAAAAAACAAAGCUUCUGCAUGUUUUUUUUAUUUUGUGAAACCUGUUUCACUACAUGAUGUUGAAGCAUUUCUUUGCUGUUUAACUUUAUAUUGCAAAUCCGUCAUACCUUAACUAUACAGAAAUUAGCUUGUGCUGUUUUACUGCACCCGUGUUACAUGGAAGAGUAUAAUGAACCAGAACUUUCUCAGAAGUGGUGUAUACACCAUAGUGAGCAAUCCAGACAUAGUUUUACUGUAUCACAACAGUCUAAUGUAGUUCACUUUUUGAUAGUCUUAACUUGACUUGAGCUUCAUUACAACUGAGCUUCACUUAUUGGUAUAACGCAUUGAGUAAAACAGCAAAGUUAUUCCCAGAGUAUUUCAAAAUUGACAUAUUGGUAUCGGAUGAAUUGUCAAGAUUCAUCUGUAUGUUAAGUGAGGGCUAAAGUAAGCUGUAAAUUUCAGCUUUUGUUUUCAAACCUGGAAAAUCUUGCUUAGUGUAUACAGUUCCAUCUGUCACUUUCAUCCAAUAUUCUGGGGGAAAGAGCGGAUUGUACAGAAAUUAAGAUGACAAUAUUUAAAUAAAAUUUCAUGUUUUGACUGCUAAACCUUAAAGCUUGAGAACUGCUGCCCUCAAUGAGCAAUUUUGAGCAUAGUGUUUUCCUCUUUCCUGACAUGAAUACAUAUGAACAGCUCAGUUCAAAGGGUAUUCUUAAGAUGAUUUAAAUUUGAAAGUAAUUGUAAAAUUCUCCAUGAGGGGAUACAUCUUGUUCUCUUUUUGUCUUAAAUCCUUAUGUCCUAAGCACUAGAAUGAUCUUCUCUGCCUAGCUGGUCAAACUCAUGAGGCACUAAAGGUGUGAAGGUUAGAGACCUCAAUUAGAGCAUGAGAAAAGACUGAGAGUGUACAGGCAAAAAAAUGCAUUCUGCCCAAGUGAGAUUAUAAAAGAACUUUAGUGCCAGAUU